Misgurnus anguillicaudatus (oriental weatherfish) is the source of this 1900-nucleotide messenger RNA. RefSeq names its product chemokine (C-C motif) receptor 12a (gene ccr12a). Lineage: Eukaryota; Metazoa; Chordata; Actinopteri; Cypriniformes; Cobitidae. Gene Ontology annotation, molecular function: C-C chemokine receptor activity; C-C chemokine binding. Gene Ontology annotation, cellular component: membrane; external side of plasma membrane. Gene Ontology annotation, biological process: calcium-mediated signaling; positive regulation of cytosolic calcium ion concentration; G protein-coupled receptor signaling pathway. The record is from RefSeq and is a predicted model, not a curated record.
AAGCCACAACGUGGUUUGUUUGCCGACAGUCAGAGCUGCAACAUUUCACAGGUUCAUUUAUCAGAGACGCUGACCACCAGAUAUGACCACAGAAACCAUGCAGGCGGAUGAUUAUUUUUAUGAAUUUUUCGACACUGUUUCCAAUUCGACAGACAUCUCGUACGUCCAAAAGGGUGAUGUUCUUUUAUGUGAAAAAACUGAAGUAAAUCAAUUCGGUGCAAGGGUUCUCCCGACGUUUUACUGCAUAAAUUUCAUCCUAAGCUUGAUUGGAAACGGACUGGUGCUGUGUAUCAUCUACAAGUAUGAAAAGCUAAGCACGGUCACCAACAUAUUCCUGCUCAACCUGGUCAUCUCGGACCUGCUCUUCGCCUUCAGUUUGCCGUUUUGGGCCGUGUACCACCACUCCGAAUGGAUCUUCGGCAGUGCCCUCUGCAAGCUGGUGGGAAGCUUGUAUUCCAUCGGCUUCAACAGCUCCGUCCUCUUCCUCACGCUCAUGACCUUCGACCGCUACCUCGCCGUGGUCCAUGCCAUCACGGCAACCCGGAGCAGGAAGACCAUGUAUGCGUUUGCAUCGUCCGCUGUAAUCUGGUUUAUCAGUAUAUUGGCGAGCGUAAAAGAUAUGGUUCUUUUCGACGUGCAGCCUGGCAACCAAAGCAUGAUGCUGUGUGAAAUGACCGGUUAUCACCACAACAUCAUGAAAAAGUGGCAGCUGAUCGGCCACUAUCAGCAGUUCCUGCUUUUCUUCACGGUGCCUCUGGCUAUGGUCCUGUACUGCUACAUUCGCAUCAGCAUCAGGAUCAUGUCCACCCGCAUGAGAGAAAAGUGCAGGGCCGUCAAACUCAUCUUUAUCAUCGUUUUAAUCUUCUGCGUCUGCUGGACGCCGUACAACGUGGUCAUCCUGCUACAAGCCAUCGAAAUGUCCAACGGAGACCAAAAGCAAUGCUCGGACACUCUUGACUAUGCACUGUACAUGUCACGAAAUUUUGCCUACUUGUACUGCUGCAUCAGUCCCGUCUUCUAUACGUUCUUGGGGAAGAAAUUUCAAACCCACUUUCUGAAACUUUUGGCCAAGCGUAUACCUUGUCUGAACAUAACCAUCGUGACGCCAACACAAAGCAGUAAAACCACAUCAUUCAGAACCCCGAACACCGUGACUGAACACUGAAUAUUCAGUAGAUGGGACUCUGUUCUUGUUUGAUGACUUUUGAAUGAAUUUGUCAUUCAGAAAAUGAAAAAAGGAACAGAUAGGGUUAUGAAGAAAGGACUUAAGAAACUGAAUGUUGUCUGUACAUAAUUCAUUACUCAUUGAACAUGCAGUUUAUGUGUAUUAUCAUGCAAUUUCUAAGAAUGUAUUUUGUGCUCAAGAGUCAGAUUUAUCUACAUUGUAAAAAGUGAAAAGUUGGGUUAACUUCAAAUUUAUGUUAAAAAAACUUGAUUUUUUUAAGUUUUACAAACUGAACAAAUUGUUUAAGUUGAUCAAACUUUUCACUUUUUACAGUGUAGAGACAUUAAAAGGAUUUUAUGAGCUCAUUUUGAUAUCCAUAUAUGUAAAUAUUCAUUUGCACAUAUUCUGUUGUCUGUCAUCAAUCCUAUACUUUUUUUUUUCAAAUUUUACCACUUCUAAUGUAAGAUUGUUAUUGCAACAUAAUAUGCAUUGUCUUACUCAGGGCUCUCCAACCUUUUUGUGAUCAAGGGCUACCACAAUGGAUAAAACAAAAUCUGGAGGGCUACUUUUUGAUAUAGUCUACUCAAAGUUGAUUGUAUUUGAUUUUACUUGUUGAUAUGUUUUAUCAUUGUUUAAAAUGUUAACAUGCAUAAAAGAAGCCGAGCUUAUAUAAAAAUGGUAAUAAAUAAAUGUUAAAAUUGAAUCUAUUUGUAGAAUGUGCUUUGUCUGCCAACC